Molecule: messenger RNA, 1266 nt
Organism: Prosopis cineraria
Lineage: Eukaryota; Viridiplantae; Streptophyta; Magnoliopsida; Fabales; Fabaceae
Product: adenylate isopentenyltransferase 5, chloroplastic-like
Exons: 2
Coding region: 73-1065 (330 amino acids)
Biological process (GO): tRNA modification; cytokinin biosynthetic process
Cellular component (GO): mitochondrion
Molecular function (GO): tRNA dimethylallyltransferase activity
Source: RefSeq, a predicted model, not a curated record
CCUCACAAUUCUCUACCUUAAUUCUCUUCUCACAGAUUAAAGCCAAGGUUCAAUUUUGAUUUGUUGACGACGAUGAAUAUCAUUUCGGCAUCAGUUUGCAAAGUACAAGCUUCUGUGAAUUUCCAAGGAGGACUGAGUGUGGACCCUUUCUUCCACCACCACCGUAAGGCCAAGGUGGUUGUCAUCAUGGGCGCCACCGGCUCCGGCAAGUCCAAGCUUGCCAUAGACCUAGCCACUCACUUCGCUCCGGCGGAAAUCGUCAACUCCGACAAAAUGCAACUUUAUCAAGGUCUCGAUAUUACCACCAACAAGGUCACCGAACAGGAGUGUCUUGGUGUUCCUCACCAUCUGCUUAGCAUAGCAGAUCCCAACCACGACUUCACCGCCGCUGACUUCAUCGCCCAAGCCUCCUCCGCCGUUGAUUCCAUCGUCGAUAGACAUUGCCUUCCCAUCAUCGCCGGUGGCUCCAACUCCUACAUAGAAGCCUUAGUGAACCACCACCAAAACAGGUACCAGUGUUGCUUCCUCUGGGUCGACGUGUCAAUCCCGGUUCUCCACUCCUUCCUGUCGGACCGGGUUGAUCGGAUGGUAGACGCCGGUCUGGUUGACGAGGUCCGGCUAAUGUUUAACCCUCUGGCUACUGAUUACACAAAAGGGAUUAGAAAAGCAAUCGGGCUUCCAGAGUUGGACGAGUUUCUGAGAGCAGAGGCGGAGGCGACGGCGGACGAGAAGACGAAGAAGAGGCUUCUAGAAGCCGCCAUUUCUAGGAUGAGGAUAAACAACUGUCGGCUGGCGAGCCGUCAGCUGCAGAAGAUUCAUAGGCUUCACGGCUUGUGGAAGAGGAAUAUGCAUCGGCUUGAUGCGACGGAGGUGUUCAUCAAAAAAAGUAACGGAGAGGAAUCAAUGGAGGUGUGGGAGAAUCAAGUGGUGAAGAAGAGCCGAAGAAUCAUUCAUAAGUUCUUGUACGAGGAAAGCCAUAAUGUUCCGGCAGCGGUGCCGUCCAAGACGGUGAUGAAUAUGCCGCCGCCACCUUCUCUGGUGGCGAUGGCCACCGCAACUCAUUAGAGUGGUGGGAGGUCCAGAGAAUGUAGAGAAAGGUCACUAACUCAUCACCAUUGACACAUGCUUCCGAUGAUGCGGAUAAAAAUAUAUAUAUAUAUAUAUAUAUAUAUUUAUAUACAUAUGGCAUGAGUUUCAGGAUUAAGGUCUAAUGUGUCCUUCUCUAAUAUUUUUUAUAAUAUUCUAAUAUCUCAAUUUUAUUUUUCA